AUGACUCCGGUUCGGUGGGCCUGGACUACUCGAGGCUCAGACCUCAAGAAAGACAAGAGUGAAGGCCAUGGAGGGGCCUGGAGAUACUUAGUACUCUCCUGCCUCCAAUGCUUUUGGCCUUUUGGCCAGAAGGAAACAGACUUGACCCAGGACAGCCAGGCCCAGGACCAUGCAGACAAGGGUGUGCAUGAGUGUGCCCCAAAGGACACGAAGAAGCCAGGUUUAGAGUCCUGCUUCACUGCAGACACGGUGGAAAGGCUAGUGACACAACUGGUGCCAUCUCUGCAGGGAAGAGACCCCUUCUUUAGCACUUUCUUCCUGUACACAUACAGAAGAUUCACUACCACGCGACAUGUGCUGGACCUGCUGUUGAGCCGGUAUGCAUACUUCCGCCCGGAUUGUGAAGAGGAUGAACAGGUAAAGAGAACCCUCUGUUCCUUCCUGAACUCAUGGAUAGACAUAUACCCAGAGGAGUUUUGUCAAACCUCAGACCUGUCCAUUCUCAAGAAGCUGGAGGCCUACUUGACUGUGAACAUGCCCGACUCAGAUCUGAAUCACCGUGUCCAUAUGCUUCUUGUGGAGUUGCAGUCCAGUGAUUCAGAGAGUGAGGAUGAUGGAGACUCAGAUUUGGUGAGCCACAUAGCUGGAGAUUCAGAGAGUGAAGUGUGGUUUCUGUCAGUGAAACAACAGCCAGAACCAGCUGGAGCAAGAGACAGAGAGCCCAAAGUCCACCAGGAUGCUCUAAUGUUGGAGCCAGAUGUGACAUCAGCAGUCCAGCCAGCACACCUACUAGCAAAUGUGGAACCUGUGUCUCACCAAGUCAGCAGACACAGUGGCCUUUCAAACACCUCGCCCUAA
Molecule: messenger RNA, 858 nt
Organism: Apodemus sylvaticus (European woodmouse)
Lineage: Eukaryota; Metazoa; Chordata; Mammalia; Rodentia; Muridae
Product: ral guanine nucleotide dissociation stimulator-like
Exons: 6
Coding region: 1-858 (285 amino acids)
Source: RefSeq, a predicted model, not a curated record